CCCAUACCUGCAUCGAUAUGUUGAGUCUCUUACUUAUCGCUAUCCCGUACACCUUCGCGCCAUAUGCUUAGCCCCCUUCUCGUUUUAUCAAUCAAAUGGUUCUUACCUAUUGUUCUUGCAACCUUACUGAGCUUCUGCUAGUGUACAGUACCCGCCGCAUACCCGUGACCCCCUACUGGCAUACCCGUGGUGUGUCCCAUAUCCGUGUCGGUUCUAUCCGUACUCACUCAAUCGUUUUUUCUAUCAGUACUGAAGUCGUUCUAAUUCACAGCUCAAUCCCGAGACACUUUACAUGUUUCGAAUUUGCUGUGCGCAGGGACAUUUUCUUGCGAAGUUGAGUUCUGUUGGGUUUCGAACACCGUCUCUCGGUCCCAGGAUGGUCGCUCCUCGGUUCGCAAUUGUACGAAGUUUGUCUACGAGCAUGUCGCCAACAGUUCGCUCGCUGGAAGGGUUCAGUACGAUUGGCACUGGGAUAUAUCUCCGGCAUAUCCGCGGACAAUCCCAGGAUAAUCAAUCACCAAACGUCAUUUUGAUAUUUGGGUGGAUGGGAGCACAACCCAGGCAAUUACGGAAUUAUACCCGUGAAUACGCCAAAUUAUACCCAAACGCGUCUCAGAUGGUUAUCCAGUGUAAUUACGACUUGCUCUGGACUACAAGGGGUGCUAGGUCACGGAGGCUCAAGCCUGCCAUUGAUGCCUUAGAAGCACUGCAUUGCUUGCCAUCUUCCUCUUCUACCCAACGGCCCCCACGAAUACUCACUCAUGUGUUCUCCAAUGGAGGUUGCCUGCAAAUGACACUUCUUGGACACAUGCUACAGCGGAAAUACGGUUCCGCAUCAAUUCCAGGGUCAUCUACGAGCGCAUUGAUCCUUGACUCGUGCCCAGCAGCGGGCGACUUAAAAUCAAUCAAACUCGCUGUCAGCACUGUCAUCCGGAAACCAAUUGCCAGACGCAUCGUACUUGCAAUCGCACAUACGACAUACGCCAUCCGCUUCGGCCUCUCUCUGCUGUUCGGUAAACGAAUGAUCAUGCUGGAAAACCUCCAGAUCGAAAUGUGGAAUCCUCGCAUCCUGUCAUGGAUGGGCCACCAUACACCCCGCCUCUACCUUUUCUCGCGCAAGGAUACACUGGUUUCGUGGCAAGAGGUCACGCGACAUGCCGAGACUGCGAAGGAGCGCGGAAUGGAUGUACGUUGCGAGCUGUUUGAAGAGAGCGCACAUGUAGCGCACGUCCGGGCCGAGCCAGAGAGGUAUUGGUCUUCGGUACAGGAGGUUUGGGCUGUCGCGACCAAGGAGAAAGGCGAGGAUUAGAUUAUAUACAACUGAUUAUAGAGUUUUGUUGGGGAGUCGAACAUGAAUGCACGGUGGCAAGCGUUAUCAAUGGGUCUGGCACGAGUCGGUUUCGGGGCCAAGGGCUCACAUCCCAGUGGUACGUAUUGGGCCCCGACAUUGUCGUCGCGUCCGCUGCGAUUUGUUACAAAGCACGCUCAUUCGUGCCGUUCCUGCCUCAUUGUAGUUGUUACUCAUGACGCCGUUCUUUCUUCGCCUACCGUAUAUAUAGUAUUCUGGAUACUCCCGACGGCUUAUUGUCAUUUUCUUAUCCUCCCACUCAUACUGACUUAC
Molecule: messenger RNA, 1621 nt
Organism: Suillus clintonianus
Lineage: Eukaryota; Fungi; Basidiomycota; Agaricomycetes; Boletales; Suillaceae
Exons: 7
Coding region: 293-1309 (338 amino acids)
Source: RefSeq, a predicted model, not a curated record